GUUAGUCUCAGCACAGCCGCAACGGAGUGUGCACGCGCCUUCAGAGCUAGAGUUAAAGUUAAAGUUAAAGCUAUAGAAAACUGAGCUACAUUUACCAACAACCGCCAAAAGCUUCGAACAUCGAACAAGUUUUCCAGUGAAUGCGAAAAUUAAUCUUUUCCAAAUUCGAUUCAAAGUUGUGGCGGCGAACGGAAAAAACGGCAAUCACACAAACAAGUUGAAAAAUUGUCAAUUCAAAAUUUUUGCGUUUGCGUUGUUCUGCGUUGAAAGUGAUCGAUAACGAAAUCGAGCGAUAACGAGUUUAGAAAUAGCGAGUAUCGAAAUUAUCAAACUGAAUUUAAACUAAUCGAAAAAAACCCAAAGUGACACUGAUAACCUUCAAUUUAAAAAUAAACUCAAAGUAGCCCAAUCGAAGCCACCAGAUAUACGAAAAAAAAACCCAAAAAUAAAACCAAUUGAAUUUCGAUCAUAUCUCCCACUCACACUUUCGUUCACCUGGUCAAAAAUGGAUGCGCCCAAGCAGAUGCAGGACUAUUGGCACAUUCCCCGCGCCUCGCUGGCCUCUUCCUCGAGCUCGGCCAUCAGUUCGGCGAGCUCCUCCAAGUCCUCGAACAAAUCACACUCGAAUCCGCCCACCCUGAACCAACGUAGUUCGCCCAGCAACAGUAGCAAUACUAACAACAAUAAUACAAGUGCCGCAGUGACGGCCGCAGCAGCGGCAGCAGUACUGGCGGCCGCCAAGCGGGGAUCGAGAAGUUCGCAGGGCUCCAGCGACAGCAACAACAGCACACGGAGCGCUGCUUCCGGCUCACUGCUGUUGACGGCAGCGAAUCUGGAACGCUUUGCGGAGAUCCACAAGAAGCAGGAGCGGCACAACAAGAUGCUGAUGCCCAGCAAUCCCUCGUCGUCCAACUACAAUGCCAACCUAACGCUCGCCAGCGGCAAGGAUGCGGUGAUCGCCAUCGAGGGCCAGCCGGAAGAUGUUGAUCCCAAUUUGCAGUAUGUGAAAACCAAAGACCUGGACACCGUAUCCAUCGCCAGCUCCAUGCACUUCACGAUGGUCAAUGGGGAGGGUGGUCCGCCCAAGAAACCGAAGCGCGGUCUCUGCGAUCGGGGACGCCAGGUCACCGUGUUGAUUGUGAGCAUGAGCACCAUCUUUAUGCUGCUCAUUAUGGGAAUGGUCUAUGCGCUGGAGAUGCGCGCCCGUGACAUGCCCAAGAGCUAGGACUCAAUCUUUCUGCCUAGCCAAUUAGUUUAUUAUUUAUUGUAUUGUCUUUGUCCCCCAUUAUUAUUAUUAUUGUUAUCGUGUCGUCUUGGCGCUAGUUGUGUAAGCUAUUUAUUAAACGAUUGUUUGGAUGGAGAGUCGAGUCAGUCGAAGCUGGGAAAUUUCAUUAGUAUUAAGCGCGCUAUGCUACGGAGACAGAGAAAUAUACAAGGAACUAGAUCUGGAGCGGAUCGGAUCGGAAUCGCCGCCUGGCAUCGGAUAAUGCUGUACUUUCUGGUUAGCAAUUAAGUUAUUUAUCCCUGUGAUAUGUUUAAUA
Messenger RNA from Drosophila elegans, 1541 nucleotides. RefSeq names its product cell wall protein RBR3. The transcript is spliced from 4 exons. The coding region runs from base 506 to 1225 and encodes 239 amino acids. The record is from RefSeq and is a predicted model, not a curated record. NCBI's taxonomy places the organism in Eukaryota, Metazoa, Arthropoda, Insecta, Diptera, Drosophilidae.